Messenger RNA from Juglans microcarpa x Juglans regia, 1910 nucleotides. RefSeq names its product UDP-galactose/UDP-glucose transporter 7-like. Gene Ontology annotation, molecular function: UDP-glucose transmembrane transporter activity; UDP-galactose transmembrane transporter activity; antiporter activity. Lineage: Eukaryota; Viridiplantae; Streptophyta; Magnoliopsida; Fagales; Juglandaceae. Gene Ontology annotation, cellular component: Golgi apparatus. The record is from RefSeq and is a predicted model, not a curated record.
ACAACUGGCGACCACUCCGCAUCGGUGGCUUUCAAAUCCUUGCAUUUGCCACGUGAUUGCGAGCCUCGCUCGACCCUACCGCCAGCUGUUUCGCCGAACCCAAAACCCUCUGGAUUUUUCUUCUCUUUUUUUUUUCAAUAUUAUAUUCAUCUCUCUCUCUCGCCCACACUCAACACUGGUCACUGAACACUCCCCACAAAAUCCUAUCUUCUUCAGCUCUUCAUUACCAUUGCAGUAACCUAAAUCAUUAAGACGAUCUACGCCUUUCUAUUUUUCCUCGUGCUAUUAUGUAACUUUAUCUGCUAUAUUAAUCAAGAUUUUCUUACAAACUGGCCUUGGAUUCGGGGUAUGAUCGGAGCUUUUGUGAUUUGAUGGCGUCGCUGGAGUGACUGAGAGAUUGUUCUAUGUAUCGCAAUCUCUUCAUCACUAUCAUUUCGUCGUCGGCCAUGGAAAACCGGAGUGAUUCUGAAACAAGUCCAUUUUUUAGUUUGUCUGCAGCCUUGUCAUAUGGGGUUGCUUCGAUGGCGAUGGUUUUUAUCAAUAAGGCCAUACUUAUGCAGUAUGCACACUCAAUGACCCUCCUCACUUUGCAGCAAUUGGCAACCACCUUGCUUAUACACUUUGGUCGAAGAAUGGGAUACACAAAAGCCAAAUCAGUAGAUAUAUUGACAGCUAGGAAGCUUCUCCCAAUUUCACUAUUUUACAAUGCUAAUGUGGCAUUUGCAUUGGCGAGUUUAAAAGGAGUUAAUAUUCCGAUGUAUAUUGCGAUAAAAAGACUCACACCACUUGCUGUACUGAUCGCUGGAUUCUUUUCAGGAAAAGGGAGACCUACGACUCAGGUGACUCUUUCUGUUAUAUUGACAGCUACUGGAGUUAUCAUCGCUGCUCUAGGAGAUUUUUCCUUUGACCUUUUUGGAUACAGCAUGGCCCUUACUUCUGUUUUUUUUCAGACCAUGUACUUAGUCUUGGUAGAGAAGUCUGGUGCAGAGGAUGGGCUUUCUUCUGUUGAAAUCAUGUUUUACAACAGCAUUUUGUCCCUUCCAUUUUUGCUGUUUCUCAUCAUAGCUACAGGAGAGUUUCCAAAUUCUUUUUCACUAUUAUUUGCAAAGAGUAAUUCUUUAUACUUUUUGGCGAUCCUGAUUCUUUCAUUGGUAAUGGGCAUUGCCCUCAACUUCACCAUGUUCUUAUGUACCAUAGUCAACUCUGCUUUAACAACAACAAUAGUUGGUGUUCUUAAAGGGGCUGGCUCCACGACCCUUGGUUUUGUGUUGUUGGGUGGUGUUCAAGUUCAUGCUUUGAAUGUAACUGGAUUGGUUAUCAACACAGCCGGUGGUGUGUGGUACUCAUAUGCCAAGUAUCAACAAAAGAAAAACAAGACACUGAAUGUAGUAUCGGAUGUUGAAGCAGCUCAACGUAAAUAAAAGGCACGUGGACGUAUAGGAGGUGCAACAGCUACUUGAACUUUCAAUCAAUUAUCCAUAAAUUGUAUCAUUAAUCAACAAAGUGAUAAUCAGAUGACCUAAUGUUUACCAGCCUAAUGUUCGUACAUGGAGCAGCAGUGCCAAAUAUGAAGAAGGGUUUAUUAUCUUGGCUAUUUGUUGUUCGGUCAUAAUAUGAUCAAAAAGGUUGAGAAUUUUUUAGAAGAGGACCACGAUUAUCAAGUCUUUUUACGUAGAUGAUGAGAACUGUAGCUACUGCCAUUUUUAGUGGAUUUGGUUGGAGUAUUGCAUCACAUAUAUAGAUAAUAUGGAAUUAAAGUCCAAAGUAGAAAAGGCUAAGGCUAAAAUAGGCAAUACAAUGUAAUUAGUUAAUUCUGUUAGUUUACAUUUUCAGUAUAAAUAUGAUGUAAUAGUAAACUUAGUUUAAUACUUUUUUCAUUUUACUCUUCAAUACAAUUUAGAAUUCCUUUC